GGGGGGGGGGAUAAGCGGAUGAGGAGGAAGUAGUGGGGGGUUGGGGCGCGCAGCAGAGAUACAAUUAAUGUAAUGAGCGCGGCCGCGAGAGAUGAUGUCAGGACUGUGAGAGUCUCGCUGACUUCCCUGCUUCGCGCUCUGGGCACAGCUCUGGACUCCGGAUAGCAGCAGUGAGAGUUGUGGAUGGAGGCAGGGGAAGGCUGUGUGUGUGUAGAUUCUGCACAUUGGCUCUCAUGCGCACGAUUCAUCAUCAGGCGUGGGGCAGCAGCAUCUCGCGCCCGACUCCGCCUGCACCGACGAGGAGGCUUCGCCGUCCGAGACGGAAUCAAUCCACGCGCGCCCACGCCCAUUAUCUGCACGUAUUCAUCCAUCUGGCUCAUUCGUUAACUGGCCAAUUGCAAGCGCGAAUAUUUGUAUGAUUAUUUUCUCGACGUUAUUUCGCGAGCGGAGAACAAGGGGGCUAGAUGCCGGAGCCCGUCUCGACCGCAGCGAUGGUCGGAUGCCUCUGCUGAAGAGACCGUCCGCUUGGUGCUCGGCUCUCCACGCGGUGAUGUCCGCGGCCGGGGCACUGCUCCGCGGAUUCAGCUCCCGGAAUCGGAGUGAGGGAGGAGGAGGAGGAGGCGGUGGGGGCGCCGCACAGCCUGGGGGAUCCAAGCGCCACCUGCGAGGCCGCAGCCGUGGCCGUGGCCGGCGGAGAAAGUACGACCCGGACGUGGUGGUGGUGAAGGGCAAGGUGCGCGUCCUCAGCUUCUCGGGGGUGUUCACCGCCUUCGGGGUCCUCAUCUUGGUGGUCGGCGUGGCCAUGGCCGCCAUUGGCUAUUGGCCAAAGGGCAACACGACCCGUGCCCUCUCCUCCAGCUCCACAACCGCAUCAACCGCUUCCUCCUCUUCAACCUCAUCCUCCGCCGCCGCCGGCAACGCGACCUCCGUGACCGAGCGGCGCAACGGCACCGGGGAGGCUGUGCCCGGCCCCAACGUGACCUCGUCCGCGACCCCAGGCCGCACCUCUGGCCCCGAGCAGGGCUUUCUGGCGGCGCAGCUGCACUCGUACCGCAUGAAAGUGCUGGGGCCGCUCACCAUGGGCAUCGGCAUCUUCAUCUUCAUCUGCGGCAUCGCGGCCCUCUACGAAAACCGCGACCGUGAGACCAAGGUCAUCCACUUGCGUGACAUCUACUCGGCCAUCAUCGACACGCACCACCACCACCACAACCACCGCAGCACCAAGGGGGCCGCGGCGCCAUCUCGCGGCCACGUCAACGGCCUCGCGGGACGGCAGGGCGCCGACCAAAUCGCUCGCUGCUACGAUGCUCAGUGCGCGGCGCGGCUCACGGCCAGCAUGCUCCUCACCCUGCCGUGCGCUAUCAGCGACCCAAAGUUUUCAGCGGAUCUGUGCGACGACCUCCGCCAUGGAGACCCCUUGGGCAUCCUGGGCGCUCCGUUCCGUGGCGGCCGCUCUGGGUCACUCUACACCAUCCACUCGGAGACGUGUCCCCGCAGCCCGCGCAGCCCACGCAGCCCCCGCGAGGAGAAGGGCCUCCCCAGCAAGGCGUCCAAAGCUCCGUGUCGAGCCACUUCCAUCGUGUCCUCGUCCAUCACUGCGUUCACGCUUCCCGUCAUCAAGCUCAACAACUGCGUCAUCGACGACGCUGGUGACCUCGCCGUUGCGCCUCCGCAUCGCUCUGACGUGACGGCGGAGAGCGGAGGUGGUGAUGGAGACCGAGAGAAAGCCAGGUCCUUGUCUCUCGUGGACGUUAGCAUUGCCUCCGGCGCACAGGGACAGACGGAAGGUUCCCCCGCGGCCACAGAUGGACCUGAAUCUGUCCCGGAAGUAUCUCCUUACGGGGAAGGGGGAGACGCGGACGUUGAGAAGGAAGACGUGGUGCCGCCACUUCGCGUCGGCUCGGGUGUGGAGCCCUCGGAGCAGCCGAAAGUCGCCUCUUCCACCGCGUCCUCGCCUCCUGCCUCGUCCCCCACCUCGUCUCCCUCCUCCUACCGGCCCAUGAAGCGGCAGUACUCCAACAAGGAGAAGCUCAUCAUGAUCUCGCGCUUGAACCGCAACGUGAGCUUCGAGGUCGAAGAGGAAUUUGUGCGUCCCGCCUCUCCGCCACAUGGCCCCAACCCUUCCGAGACGCAUCUCUAAAUAAAGACAGAAACUUAUCGUGGCAUGAGAUUUUAGGAGGCUACCAAUGCCGCCCUGGGUGAAGUGUGCAAUCCUUCCACGAGUCCGCCCGAGACUACGAAACCAGGACAGGAGUUGUAGCCUCCUCAACCUGGAAACAGGAGCCAAUGCCGACUCCGUGUCCAAAGGAUUAGGGAUGCUGCUCACGACUCAGAUACGCAUCCUCUGUGAGUCCCAUAAUUCAUUGAAAAUAGCAUAGACACGGAGGGAUUAGUUGGAUAUUUGGGGGCCGCAUUUAACUUUUUAUUACACGUCCCACGUCUCGCACAGCUAGCAAUGUUUACAUUAAGAGAGAGAAUUGUGAUCUUGCCUGAUUACGCCCACGCUUACACGGUGAGCUGGUGUUUGUAGCAAUCAACUUCACAGCCACGUGUUGUAUGAGACGGUGUUUUAUGGGAGGGUGUUGUAUGUAAUAGGCAAGCGGCCCACGCACGCACGUGCACCGACGUGCGCAGGAAGACUCAACCAAGAUGAAGUUGCGCGCUGCUGUUCCCGAGGACUGCGGACCGGGGGAAGCGAAGCGCGAUGAAGCAUGCUGACAGUCAAGGAGUCGAUUAAUUGGUCAAUUAGUGAAACAAUCGCCAAGCUGAGUCUUUUACAUCCGCAGUUUUCUUUGCAGAAAGCGAUUAAAUGCAGCGGUGAGUGGUUAGUGAAGAGAACCUCGAAACGAAGAACAUCACUGCCCACUGCCUCUCUGCCCACUGUCUCUCUGUCUCUGUGUGAGUCUUUGUGUAUAUCUUCGUCUCUCAGUGCGCGUUGGCCCGAUGUAUGCCACAAUGUCUAAUCUAUACGUGCCUGCAUAUCUUCAUCUCUCUCUCUCACUCAGCGUUUUCAUUGUGACUCUGUGUAUCUGUCUCUGUGUAUCUGUCUAGGCGUCUCUAACUCUGUGAAUCUGUCUCUGGGUCUCGAUUGGAGGUCACUGUGUGGGUGGACAAUCCCUCUGUCGUGUUGAAGUCACGCACAAGAGGAGGGCUAAUGUCUAUUUUUAUAGCUGUUUUUGCGCGAGAGAUUUAGAGAGCGGUGAUGGUGUUUAUCCAAACACUGGCCAGAAAUGUAUGGCCUCUGUAUAUACUUUGAAUAUCUAAAUAUUUUUGUCCCGCCAGGGCGUCUAUAGGGAAACUAAAUGAAGCGAGUGUUAUUUAUUUAUUUGAUUGUCUCUUGCAGGGGAGUUCUGGCAGGGGACUACAGAACAUUCUCUUACAAUUUGUCAUAAGUCCGGCACGCUACGAUUGUGACUGUAUGAAUUCCCAAUGUCGUAAGUCCCUUAUUUAUUCGGAGCUACGACAAGGCUUCUCUUGAACCGAACGUACGCCAUCUCUAGGAUGUCGUAAGUUGUUCGGUACUAUUAUGGACCCCGGAGUAGAGGGAGACCAGUUAUCAUCAUGGAUCGUGGCAUUGUAUGACCGCUAGGGACGGUGGAUGGUGGAGACUGAGGGUAGACAAUGGUUCAUGAUGAUGGUGACGGUCUCAUACAAAUGCCUGUGCAUGAACCUAAUUCGCUUCUUGAUGAAAACGCAUCUCGCUUACUCGGGUACAUGACCCGACCGUUUCACUUCACUCAUUCGCAAAGCCUCCGUGAGCCUCAUGGCUCGUUUUCUGGAGGCUCCUGCAUUAGACGCAUUACUUAUUCCGUUUUGAUUUUUUUAUUUGCAUAAGUAAAUAAACCUGAGUGCCAGGAUAUAUCCUACGCAUUCAUCAAAUUAGCAACCUACUUGCUAUACUGGCUACCUACCUGCCAUGCACUUGUGUAUGCUAUUGGAAAAAUGGACGUUUGAUUUAAAUGCUUUAUCUUGUUGUAAAUAUGCGAUUAAUUGUAAGCGCAGACAUGAGCUGAGUCCCCGGCGUAUGGGCCACGCAGCCCAUGUGGCACACGCGGGGUCUCUACUUGAGCCGGGGCUGUACUCGGAGCGAGCAGGGCUCCAUUAGUGCGUUGCUCCGACGAGCGCGUUGCGUUACCAAGCAGAGGGAGGCGGUGGAAUGUCGCCUCGCACAUUCGCGCAGGCUCUGGUCGUCGUUGAUCUGCCCGUGGCGUGCCUGGGUCAUCCCUUCGUCUUGCCCAAUGGAGCACGGAGGCUGUGCCGUGUAACAUUUUACUUUCUAGGUCAGGGCAAGCGGCACACGCAAACAAAUACACACGCGGACACAUAUACAGUAUACACAUGUUUGAACCAAGUAUACAGCAGUGUGUUUUGGCAGAGUAACUCCGGCCAUUAUUCGCACGCGUUACAUGUGCAUCAACAGCUGGCACAUGCACGCGUGGACACAUUCUGACACUGGAGCCUUGUAUUGAGGCUUAUUGGAGGUAAAGAUAUUGGGAUAUAAUGAGACAGAUACAAACAUGCAAAACUAUUUUAAACCAAUAUAUACCACUAUUAUAGGUCGACUGGGCCUGAAAUGAGUACCUGGUGCGGUGCGCAAACACCAACAAAGACAGCGGAGCGUGGUGCUGGCCACCCACCCCCACGUGUGCCGUGCUGGCCUUCACAAGGUAUCGCUAACAGCACCUGCACCAACAAUCUAUUAAGGCUAUACGGGGAUCUUUGUCUUUAUUUACGUAUGGAGCCGAUGCUGCAGCGGUUCGCAAGGUCCUACAAGCCCAGCAGCACAGAAUUUGAUUCGCAGCCACGGCUAACAUCAGUGGUCAGCCUUACCAUAGGUCGACCAAAUGAGUACCCGGCGCGGUGUGUAAACAUUGGUUCCGUAAGGAGACAGGCGGUCGUCGAGUGGUGCUGGCCACACCGAACCGCGUGCGCCGUUCUGGCCUUAGUUCUCUUUAAUGGCACUUGCCCCCAAAAGCAUACGGCUUCAGCGGGGGAUCGUUACCUUUCUUUAUACAGGCCUACUGCACGCGUGGCAGGCACGUGGUACUGAUGGAGAGACACAAAUAUUCUUUGUCCCAUGCGGCUGAGUGUAACCUGCAGGAGAGAUUGGUGCUCUGAGGUUGUUGUGCAUGCAUUGAUGUGUUAUAGUAAGGCGCGUUCACAUCUGGCCGUGUAGAGUAACAGGCACACGGGGAUUUAUAUUCAUUAUUUAGUAAUGUCACCCUAUCCAGCAGCUGACAUUCCCAAGACCUCAGGAGAGCAAAGCUAAAAGCUCAUUCGCUUCCCUUUUCCUCCAACUUGCCUGCACCAUUGCCAUGCAAUGUAAAGUCCUUUAUCGAUCCACUGCUAGAUGAAGGCCUCUCAAUACCUUUCGGUUAUGAAGUUUAUUUGACCAUUCUUCACCACGCUGGUCAAGCCGGCUUGGUGAAGUGGGGUGCGACCAGGAUGGCUUCUGGUAUCAUGGGGUCGCUGGUGUUAGCCGUGGCUGAGAAUCAAACUCAGGUAGCGAGGUUAAAUACAUGGGAAAACAAUCUCACCUUUGUUUGGCCUGCACUCCUCGCUACUGGUGAGCAGGGGAGGGGCGCGUACCCACAUCUGGUGAGCUAGCACUUUGGCAUUGCGUGUACAUUGACGCACGGGGUUAAUCCCUCUGAUUAGCACGGUUGGCUACGUACGGUGCGAAGGAAGUUCAACACACUGUACAUAUAUACAAUGGGAACCGAUUGUCAAGAGGAGGAGGAGGCUAGGGGCGCAGUUAGGGUGAGUGUUGGCGUUCAUGAAUACCGGGCGUGCUGCUGGUUUCAAGCAAAGUUGUGCCUCAUAUUCAUGGAGCAGAGUUAUGCUUUGGAAUGUUGCAAAUGCAACAUUUAUGAUUGGGCUAAGACUACGGUUUAUGUUAUGGCUCUAAUUAUAAGGCGAGCGGCUGGUCGUAUACAUAGCGUAAGUGAACAGUUCCAUUAGUUUCCCACGUGAAUCGCUCGCUGUAAAGCACAGAACGCAGUCACUCCAUGUGGCCAUAGACACAAACUCGACCGGGCCUUGGAGGGCGAGUUAAUGCAACCUAAAGCCUCUGUCUUGAUCGCGUUGUAGCAAGGGACUGUGUUGUUUCUUCUUUCCUUAUUUCACGUCUACAAUACAGCACAGUGUGAAUAUACCUGGUGACGUGAGUACAUUUAUAUUUUACAUACACAAACACAUCAUUAUU
This is a messenger RNA of Petromyzon marinus (sea lamprey), 6205 nucleotides long. The record is from RefSeq and is a predicted model, not a curated record. Lineage: Eukaryota; Metazoa; Chordata; Hyperoartia; Petromyzontiformes; Petromyzontidae.